Molecule: messenger RNA, 907 nt
Organism: Myotis lucifugus (little brown bat)
Lineage: Eukaryota; Metazoa; Chordata; Mammalia; Chiroptera; Vespertilionidae
Product: peptidyl-prolyl cis-trans isomerase FKBP1B-like
Exons: 1
Coding region: 106-429 (107 amino acids)
Biological process (GO): regulation of cardiac muscle contraction by regulation of the release of sequestered calcium ion
Cellular component (GO): sarcoplasmic reticulum membrane
Molecular function (GO): peptidyl-prolyl cis-trans isomerase activity
Source: RefSeq, a predicted model, not a curated record
GGCGGAGAGGCGAGUCAGAGCGCCAGAGGGAUCUGGAGACAGAGUGAGCCAAGCCAGGGUCAGGGCAGCAGUGGGUCCCUUGGAGGUGGGGCCAGUGGGACUGCAAUGGGCAAGGAGAUCGAGACCAUCUCCCUGGGAGAUGGAGGGACAUUCCCCAAGAAGAACCAGAUGUGUGCAGUGCACUACACAGGAAUGCUCCAAAAUAGAAAGAAAUUUGAUUCCAGAGACAGAAACAAACCAUUCAAGUUCAGAAUUGGCAAUCAGGAAGUCACCAAGGGUUUUGAAGAGAGUGCAGCCCAGAUGAGCUGGGGGCAGAGGGUGAAGCUGACCUGCACCCCUGAUGUGGCCUAUGGAGCCACAGGCCACCCCGGUGUCAUCCCUCCCAAUGCCACCCUCAUCUUUGACAUGGAGCUGCUCAACUUAGAGUGAAGGCAGGAAGGAACUGUAGCUGGAGAUGGCUGCUGCUCACCCUCCUAGCCUGCUCUGGCACUGGGACGGCUCCUCCUGCUUGGGGUUCUUGAUCAGUGUGCUAACUUCGCUGCCCCACGACCUUAUCCAUUCUCUCUGCCCAAGUUGCUCUGUGUUGGUCAUUGUUCAUGUGCAUCUUGGCUUGAGGAAACUUCGGUUGCACAUCAACAUUUCAGGUUGUAUGCAUGUAGUGAUGCAUGUAGUAGCCAUUCUUGGUCACAGAACACAGAUUUCUUGUUUGUACAAUCUACACUGCCUUACCUUCACUUAAGCCAGACACACAAGGUACUCAGACAUGAAAUGUACAUGGCGUACACAGAGGGACUUGAGCCAGUUGCCUUUGCUGUCACUUUCUCUCUUAGAAAUUGUUGGCUGCUUACUUACAAACUGUCCUCUUUGGAAAUGGCAUGUAAAAUAAAGGCUCUGUGUUUGACAAAAA